Molecule: messenger RNA, 14504 nt
Organism: Orbicella faveolata
Lineage: Eukaryota; Metazoa; Cnidaria; Anthozoa; Scleractinia; Merulinidae
Molecular function (GO): ubiquitin-protein transferase activity; ATP binding; ATP hydrolysis activity
Source: RefSeq, a predicted model, not a curated record
CCACUACUCCCUUUCAAAGGGUGUACAUAUGUGCUCUUCUUGGUCAGUUUGUCAGUCGCGUGCGUUCCUGGUCAGCUUGGAGUGCGUGUAACCUGUUAGGAAAGAGGGCUGCUGACCAGCUUCUGUCAUCCUUUGGGUGUUGCUCCCACAAGACAUUGCUUCAGAGCAGUAUUAAAUUCAUCAAGAUUGUCGCAGAAGAUCUUUUUAAAGCUGGCUCUUCUACAGGAAGUCUGACGUUCAUCAAAGUCUUCUGUAGUCUUCUGGAUGUGAACUAUGUAAUUCAGGUGGCAGACAAGCUUUCAUCACAGUCGUACACUGAACAGCAAUUUGAUAAACAGGUGCCUAUUGUGUUAGACUGCCUCACAAGACUGAGAGACGUGGACAGCUCUAGAAAAUUUUGUUGUUAUGUAAUACAUCUUUCUCCGAGUGUCCAGUGCCUUUGGAAUCUCUACCACAAGAUAUCCCGUCAUCCUAACCUGUUGCAGACCCUCGGGGACGAAUUUGUAAGUGUUUACUGCAAGUUCAUUUCACGCCGUCGCGCAAGAAAGCCAGAUGUUCUUCAACCAUCUUUUUGGAGUGAGGUACCAAAGAAUUUGACUGAAAAACUGGCCCGUCCAUUCUGUGAGGCAUUGACUGAGCAAAUUUCGUCAGAAACCAACUGGCACCAGGCGACUCUCGACAGUUUGACAGCCAUUGCCCUGGAUGCCCGCUUGCAAUCAGAAGAUCAGUUUUAUCAUUUGGUUUUAGCUAUCAUGAGACACAAGUCUAAGGAAGUGGUCUCCAUCAUGCCAGUUCUGUUAGAGUCAAAAGCGUUUUGCACGUACUGGAACACCAAGAUCUCUAAAGAAGACAAACAGAUGAUUUGCUUUAACUGGUUGAAUGCAAAUUACUUCCGCGUUAGAAAGAAACAAAGCGAACAGAUCCUUGAUGUUGUGGAGGCCUGUGAGUCACUCUGUUCAACAGACGCGCUGAAAAUGGACAAAGCACUUUGCCAAGAUAUGGAUAAGGAAGUAGAACGUAUAGUACUGAAGGCAAAGUUUGAAUCCAUCAUGGAUGCAUUGAAAGAUUCACAGAAUCGUACCCCAGCAAUUCGGCAACGCCUUACAAUGCUCCUCAGAAGCGCGAUAAAACAAGAAAGUGGCACUGGAGAUCGUCGAUCAAAGUACAGGAAAAUGGUCCACUUGCUUGGCUAUGAUACCUCAAAGGAACGAAAGAAGGAAUUACGAAAGGAGAAAUUGGACGGGGCAAAGGAAGAACUUCUCUGGUCCGCUCUCGAUUUAAUCCAGAUGCCAGCUGAGGGAGGAAAGGCUUAUGAAGAGAUUUUCAAAGUGAUUUCGUCCCACAGUGAAGUUUGGUUACCCUUGUUAACUGCACUGCACCCAAAGAGCAAGCUUUUAGAACAUUCUAGCGUCAAGGCGGUCAUGGAAGCCUUAGAGUGGUUAAUCCACCCUCAACAAAGACAGGACUUGCGUGUGGACUUCUACCUUAACCUGAAGGACGAGCAAGUCAGUCUGUUGGCCACAUAUUGUGCCUUGCUUUCAUCUGAGGAGUCAAAAAUCGAUCAAGUCAAUGUAGAUGAAUGGAUAGCACAGCUCUCUUCGGCCCGCGCAGUUGCACAGACAUUUGGUGAGCAGUUCUCUAAACUGGAGCACACAAUCCGUUUCCUCCAGGAGGUGUCCAAGGGUAUUGUUGUGGUCUUGGAUGCAGAGUCUCUAAUCCGCGAAGUCAACAAAAGGAAGAGAGGAAAGAACAACGCAAAUCUUACAGAUGUUCUUGAUGUGAACUACUGGGGAACACUGGGCAGUUUGACUGAUUGUGAAGGUAUAACAACCAAGCUGAGCGAAUGUAUCAUUUUCCGCAACGUCGCACGUAUGUGUUUGAGAAACGCGUUUACAUCAAGUGAAACAGAAGUGGAGGAGUUAGCUGGCUCUGCAGACGAGCUUCCAGAAUCCAAAACUGAUGAGGUGCUUCGCCUUCUUGAAAGCAAAGGAUUGCAGCAGUUCAGAGAAGCAUGCAUCUUUCUGGUUGAUAGCAGUUCCGAUCCAAGCACUGAGGAAGUGGACACGCUCUUUUUUGAAAUUACUGAUAAAGAGGUUCUCCUUAGAGAGCUUAAAGUAAUCAGUUCGUUCUGUGGUCGUCUGGUUCCAAAGCGAAAAGAAAUGAUGCUGAUUAACUACCUGCACUUCCCUCUUGUUUUUGCGAAAGUUCGGCAGCUUAUGUCAAUUUUCUCAGCCCUUGGAUUUAAAGUUGCUGACGAUUCAGUGGUAACCAAGGACCUACAAGACGUCAUUUCGUCCAGUGUUGAAGGUGAUCUGACCUUAAGAAGCCUCUCAGAUAUUGUUGAAAGAAAGAGUGUGGCCAUGAUCGACUGCAAGCUUGACGAUACUUUGAAAACUAUCAUGGAAACACUUCAAGAGUCUAGUGAAUUGAUUUCGUUCAUGAAAGAAACUGCAAAUGAAGACAUAAGGAUAUUAAUUGAUGCUGUAGAAGAACAUUCUGACCAAUUUGUUUCUGAAGCGAUAGUCUCUGAUUUGAUUGAUGUCCAUGGAUUCCUACGAAAUGUCUUACGGGAAACGCCUAAAGAUCCCAUGAUGUUCUUGGAAAGCCUCAAGAGCUACUACAGCAAGCUUGAAAAGAAACGAGAAAUGGCAGCGAAAAUCAAGGAGUGCAGUUGUAAUGUCCACAGUUUGCGAGGACUGUACAUGAAUGUUGCAAACCGAGGAGAAAUGACGAAAGAAAUCAUCAGCAACGCCCUGCAGAAAGGCUGCUACCUUAUAAAGACCAACUCUGAUGGGUCAUGUGACGUUCAACUCAGCUAUCGUCGCCACGAAGGGGCUGUAAAAGAGACGAGCUACAGCAUGGCGGAACUCCAUGACCUACGAAGCCGAGCUCUCCUUAUUAUGAACACGGACAAGAAGCAAGAGAAGAUGAGACCACCAGAAGAAGGUGAAGCGGCAGACCCUUCUGUCAACCUUACCUUGUCUGCAUUUACAAAACAAGUCGAGAUGAUUACAGACAUCCUCAGUAUGGUGACUUUGCUGCGAGAAUCUGGCCAUCCAAGCUUUAAGAAAUUUUGGGCCAAGCUUUCCUCCUCAGAAGAGAUUGAGUCUCAGACAAAGUUUUUGGACUCGACACUAAAGCAGUGGGAAACGUUAUUGAGUCGUUUGCAACAGGAACACUAUUUCCUAAAUUUUUUCCAUCCAGAUCAGCUUUGGAUGAUAAAGAAGUUUUUUUCGAGAUCCUUGUCUCAUACGAAACGUCAGUCAUUGAAAACGGUUGUCCAUAACCUACUUCGCUUUGUUGAUCCAAGUAUACAACUCCAGGAUCUAGAUGGCUUUCAUUGCCAGUACAAAGCACCUAAAGAGAGCCCAGAAAUCGAGAGUGAUCUCCGUGCCAUUGGAAAGUUUCUAGAUAAAAUAUUCGCUAAACGUCACCAAACCACGAAAUUGCACAACGUCCCACAACAUGAUUUACAAAGAGCUGUUAAACCAGGCGAACUGUUUGUAGCUGUCCUUGAGCAUGGUAGUAAACAGACUUCUCAUGUGGUCAUGUCUCUGUUCGAGAGUACAACAGGUUCUUAUCCGCAGCCUAGCCAAGUUCUGUUCUGUCAUUCAGAGACCAGUUGGGAAGAGGUGGAGCGACUUCUUAAACGCACAUUUGAAGCACACAGGCAUGCCACUGCAGUCAAGUUGCACUGCUUAGCAAAUGUGGAGAACCUGUCAAACGACAUGCAGUUUGAGCUUGUUGCAGCCAUCAGAGCAUAUCAAGAGAGUUCUAAAGGUCCGUACCUGUUGAGCAUAGUUUGCUGUGGAGGAGUUCAUCAUCAUAUUGUUGAUCAAUUUUCUACAGCAGCACAUAACGUUCUUGGCAUGACCGAGGUUCAACUGCGUGGCACAUUCAAGAAAGUUUUCCCUGAAGUUUUCAUGGUAACAUCAGAUCUUCCCGGGGUUGGAAAAACGGAGGCCAUUUACGAACAUGCUGCAUCCCGGAAAAAGAAAACUGUGACCAUUCCAAUCAGUGGGCCUUUAUCGCGUAAACAUAUAGUAAAAAUGUUGUCAGUUUUGACGGUUGGCCCCAAUGAGUGCAUUCAUUUUGAUGUUGGAGAAGUUGAUGAUCCCUUAGUUCUUGACACAUUGAUGUUUGAACUUGUUGUUGUUGGGAUGUUGUCCUCUGGAACAGACCUUUUUCACCUUCCAACCAAACAUGUCUACAUCGAAAUUGCGAACACACUGAGACACUGGUUACAAGAUUCACUGCCUGUUACGAAGUGCUUUUCUCCUAUGCACAUCAAACUGGAUGGGUAUAAAGACCUUGUUGUGAGCCAAGAGCCUCUGAGCCCUAUUCAAGUGGUUUGUCAAUAUCUCCAUGCUUAUGACUCUGGUUUGUUGGAAAGCAAGGACCUGAAUCUCGGCGAAUUGAAGCCCUUAUCUCCUGAGCGCUGUAAAGUACUGCUAUCAAAGCAUUUCGCAUCGAGUGGUGACCUGUCAUAUAACAUAGUAGAGAGUUUCAUCAAAGUGUUUGCUGAUCAACUUUUGCAAUUUUCAGCAAGUCCUUACUUUAAACCACAUAAUUUGAAGGUCGUGCUUGGCCCGUCACAUGAUGUUCGAAACUGCUUGUUCAAAGCCCUUUUAGAGGUGUCAAGAGAGUUUGCAUCUCGCUCUGUCGUAACGUGCAAGAAUGUCCAGUCAGAAGCAAUCUCUAGAGAACAAGCAACACAAGUACUGAAAGAGAUUCAGUUGACUUCAAAGAACGCUGCAGGCAAAAUGGUUGAACGGGUAGAAGGAAUGAUUCAAUGGGCUGACAACAACCAUCUUGUCAUUGUCUUUCACAGUCUAGAAGCACUAACCAUUUCCGCUCUGUAUCGUGAUUUGUCACUGGUGCCUUCAAAUGUUCAAGAGUUAUUCAAGACUCAAGCCAUGAAAAGUAAAGGUAUGGAGGACUUCACAAAGAUGAAUCACAAACAGCUUCAGGAGAGACUUGAUCGAAUUGUUCGAACAACUCCAAGAGGAAAUGAUAGCAGCUUGCAGGCCUUAGAUUAUGCUCUUACGCCAGACAACAUUCUCAAAAUGGUGCUAAUCAUUCAACGCAUAAACGCAGGCAUUCCCGUCAUUGUUAUGGGCGAAACUGGCUGUGGUAAGACGAGCCUUGUUAGAUACCUUGCCAAGACGUGUGACGUCCCAUUUCACGUGUUCAACUUCCAUGCAGGGAUAACGGAAGAAGAGCUAGUCACAUUUGUUAGCAAAAUGGAGGUAGAAGCAAAGAGUGGCAAGGACGUGUGGGUGUUCCUUGAUGAAAUUAACACUUGCGAAUACCUCGGAACGGUCAAUGAGAUGAUUUGCCACCGUAGCAUCAAAGGGAAACCUUUGGUACCGAACUUGGUGUUUGUCGCUGCCUGCAAUCCAUACCGUCUUCGUCCUGCUGGAAAAAUUUCAACAGCCGGUCUUAGUGGAAAGACGAUUACAGAUGAAUACUCAAAGCUGGUGUACCGCGUUCAUCCAUUGCCGGAAACAAUGAUCGACUUUGUUUGGGAUUAUGGCUCGCUUAGUAGCGGAGAUGAACGUGCAUACAUUGGCCGCAUGGUCGAGGGAAUCACUGGAAAUUCUAACGACUUACUGGUUGAUCUUCUUUGUACUUCUCAGGAGUAUGUCCGAAAAAUUGACCAAAGCCCAUAUUGUGUCAGUUUGCGAGAUGCUCACCGAUGUAUCGUCCUUGUGAAAUGGUUCAAAGAAACCCUGAAACGACGAACUGGUUUUCCAUUGUCGAAGCUGAAAGAUCGCAGUUACCACAAAGUUGCUUGUGGCUUUACUCACUCAAACAGAUCAUUUGUACUUGCUUUGGCGCACUGUUACCAGUCACGUCUUCCCACCGUAGAGGCCAGGCAAGGAUAUCGCAAACUUAUUUUUGGAUGCUUCAGAAAACACAAAAAUCAAUCAUUUCAAGAGUCAAGUUUUGAGGCCAUUGUGAGAGCAGAACAGGAAGAUUACCUGGAACGAAUGGAAUUGCCAGAUGGUACUGCCAAAAAUGCUGCACUUCGCGAGAAUGUGUUCGUCAUGCUAGUUUGUAUCCUCAACCAAAUUCCUGUUUUUGUUGUUGGUAAGCCUGGUUGCAGCAAGUCUUUGUCCAUGCAAAUCAUCCGCAGCAAUUUGAGGGGAAAGGAUGCCAAGGAUAGUUUUCUUAAGACACUGCCACAGCUCUAUGUUGUUUCUCACCAGGGAUCGGAGUCAUCGACGUCUGAUGGAAUUCUCAAAGUGUUUAAGAAAGCAAGGAAGUACAAGGAGCAUAACAAAAGUGGUGAUGUUCUUCCAGUUGUUCUUCUUGACGAGAUUGGCCUCGCUGAGGUGUCAAAGUACAACCCUCUCAAAGUAUUGCACAGUCUGCUGGAGCCAGGUGAUGGUGCAUUUCCUGAUGUUGCUGUCGUGGGCAUUUCAAAUUGGGCUUUGGAUGCUGCAAAAAUGAACCGUGCAAUCCAUCUGUCCCGGCCUGAACCAGAUGUGGAUGAUUUGUUUGAAACUGGGAAAUCCUUGCGAGAGGCUGGUCCUGGAGUAUCCUGUACACGCUCAGGGCGCCAGUUUCAUCAAGUUGCCUACCCAGAUGACAAGCAGCUCCGUUGUCUUGCCACAGCAUAUCAAAAGUACCAACAGCAUCAGAGGUAUGCAAAUUUUCAUGGACUGCGUGACUAUUACAGCCUAAUUAAAUGCCUUAGCACAGACACGAACCAGAACACUUCGCACAAUUUGUUUUCUGAAGAGAAAACCAAAGGAAUCCAACGUGCGCUGCAGAGAAAUUUUGGUGGCGUACCCGACGAUGUAAACAAUUUUCAAACUUUGUUUCAAGAAGGACUCCACUCGCUGGAUUUGAUGGAGAAGACGUACCGUUUUCCAGUCACAGAGCUCAUCUGUGACAAUCUACAGGAUAAGCUAGCGCGGCAUCUCAUGAUAAUCACCAAUGGCGAUUCCGCUAUUGGUAUCCUUGAUCAAAUGCUGCAAGGUCUGGACAAAGAGAAAAUCACCAUCUUUGGAAGUCGGUUUGAAGAAGAUCUCUCUGAAGAGUACAAUUACCGAAUGCUGAGCCGCAUCAUCCUGUGCAUGGAGAGAGACUGUGUCCUCAUUCUUCGAGAUCUUGAAAGCAUCUAUGGCAGUCUUUACGAUAUGCUAAAUCAAAACUACACGGUUGUUGGAGGAAAGAGGAACUGUCGGGUCGCACUUGGAGCGUUCAGCAAUCCUAUGUGUCAGGUCCAUGAUGGAUUUCGAUGUGUUGUGUUGAUUGAUCAAGGCAGAGUUGACCAUACAGAUCCGCCCUUCCUCAACCGAUUCGAGAAGCAACUGCUCCGUUUUUCAGAUGUCCUUAACUUAGAGCAGAGAAACAUCAUCAGCAGUCUGAAUACUUGGGUGACAGGCAUAUCAACAAUUCCUGAUUUUGAGUCCCACUUUCACAAAGAAGAUAUGUUUGUUGGAUUCUGUGAUGACACCCUUCCCUCAUUAGUCCUCAAGAACAGUCAAGAUGCAUACCUUACCGGAGACGACAUUUUGGAAAAAUGCAAGCACGAUCUCAUGUUAACAGCGUCCCCUGAUGGUGUUGUGAGGAGCUUAGAAUCUUCUUUGGCCAUGACGAACUUUGAGGAAGUCCAGACACUUUACCACAGCUACUUUCAGAAGCCCCUACACAAAGGUUUGAAGGUGUACCUUAAACACUCCCUGGAAAAUCUGCAGUUUCAGCCAGAGCAAAAUGAGGAUGCAACUAAUGGUAUGCGACUGCUGAUAAUGACCCACAGUAACAUCCAUGUAAAUGUAUUGCAAUGUCUUGAGGGGCUCCUUCAGUGCCAGACCGAAAAGCUCAGUGCUUUCAAGUCUGAAAAGCACUUGACCAAGCAAUUGGAACGUUUCUGGAGUUCCAGUGACUCACUCUUGGUACUGCAGUGUAAGCCAGAGCUUGAUGCCACCCAUAUGCUUCUUGCAAAGUCCAUUAUCGAGCAGCAGAGACAGAAGUACAUCAAAGAUGCGAUGGAACAAAACCAAAAGCAGAUGAAGCAUGUUUGCAUUGUAGUCCAUGUUCAGAGAGAAAGUGAGGUUAACGAAGCUCAAAGUCAGCGCUGGCAAUUCAGUUUCCAGAGUGGUUGGAAGCAAGCAACAAUCGAUGUUUUGGAAAACCCUCUUUUGCCCAUUACUGACUGUUUGAAUGUUAGUAUCAUGGACCUCCUGGAGACCAAGGCGCUCUCAUUUGAGGAUGUGGCUUCGAAUCAGUUCCUUUGGUGCUUUACUCGAAUCAAAUAUCCAGCUAUUCACCAACCUACAUUAGAUGCCAUUGUCCAACUAGAGCAGCUAUUGAGGUCGUCUUCCAACUCCACGAUCAUCGAAUGUUUCAAGGAGAUAGUCAAACGGUGGUUGAAAAAGAGGGAACACCAAAGCGCUCAUCAAUUUGAUGCUCGAAGCUGGCAAUUCUCGGUGGCCUGUGACCGACAAGCCUUAAUCAAUUCCUCACAUCUAGUGGGAGCCAUUCAGCAUCAUGUCAGUCAUCUCAUACGUCAACCAUUGGCAAAGAUUGUUUACUUCUUGGAGAACGAGUCUGCAUGGCCACAGUUCUUGUUCACUCAGGAUCCUUCCGAUAAGGAGGAAAUGCAUAUCUGGUCAGAGUUAGUCCUAGAUCAAGAGAUUUUCAACAUCGAUGACAUCCCAGAGCACCAAGGAGCAGAAUCGUAUUUUGUUCCAGAGCGACGCUUGCAGCUGAAAUUCCCUUGUGCUUCUGUAUUUUACAAGAAGGUGGAACAAGUACAGCCUAUGUUCGCUGAAGACCAAAGACAACUCCUUUUGAACGAGGCGAACCUGGAUGAAAAUGAAGACUUGCAUGAUGUUGCCGUAGAAGCACAGUUAUACAGAUUCGCGAGCAUUGUAAAAGAGAAAAUUCCUCAGGUGGUUGAAAUGGAAUACCUUCAGAGGAACAUUGCAUGCUAUGUUGAAGAUCUUCUCGACAUGAAAACAGCUCACUUUUCUGACGACUUCUCGCGUGCUGAGAGAAUUGAUUUCAUGAAGUCGGCAAUGGCACAUGACAUAAAGUUCCGAAUCGAUGGUGAUCCUGUUCGGCUCAUAACUUGUUUGCAUUCUCUUUUCUGGUUGAACGAAUCUUCGUAUAUGGCUGCCCUUCAGGUGUAUCAAACGUGUCACAAGGUGCAACAUGUGGACUUUAGUAUCCUGUCUUCUGCGUUUCAGCCUGUGUUCGAAAAAAUGUUAUUUCAGGACAAGACACCCAAAGAAACUGAAGACACCCAAGAAGCUGAAUGGAGAGGUAUUUGUGACAAACCAGAGGAUGCAGAAGUGAAUUCGAGGGGUAAGAACGAUUGCCAAGAAGCUUACGCGAAUGAAGGUAUUGUAGAGGACUCUGCACAACUAACCAACACAGAAAAUGAUGUGCGGCCUCAACAAUGUGAGCAAGGAAGGAUGAUGGACAAGGAAGACGAAAAGAAAGAAGUAGAGUUAAAGGGCGAUGAGGCCACCGAGGAAAUAGUAAACGAAGCAAAAUUAGUUGGAGAAGUAAACACAGUUGUGUCAACAAACGAGCAAAGAGAGUUAGCACAGGCUGAAAAUACCGGGCAACCGGAACAGCAAGAAGAUGAAACACUGACACUGGAAAGAGUUUCUUCGCCCAUCGAUGACUCUUUAAAAGGACAACGUGAUAGAGAAAUUAACAGCCAUGGAAAUGUGAAUGAGGAGGACAUAGAUGGUGCUGUACAGUCAGAACAAAAAGAAGCUGCAAAUGAAACUCCGCCAGAAAAUGAAUGCAAAGAUCCAAACCGUGUCCAUGGAGAAGAUCAAUUCGAAAAAGAUGGGAAUGUUGACAAGGACCAUGACCAAAGUGAAGAAAAUAGCUUAGAGGGACAGGAUGGAAAUGAAGAACUCGAAAACGACCCUGAGGAAGAAAUGGACCUAAAAGAAGACGUGGAAGAAGCGGGAGUAGAAGAAGAGGAGCUGACAGAUGAACCGUGCGGAGAAAAACUUGUCAGCUUUGAUGAAGUACUUGUAGAGACACUGUGUUCUGCAUUAUUUCCAACGAAUGAUGUGAUAAAUGGCUUGAAUGGACCCGAUGGUUGGCAGCGCACAGCGAGUCUCUUUCUGUCUACAGUCAGUAGAAUGGGCGUCCAAAGCCCUGCGUUUCACUUCCUUCGUGUCUGUUACGAUUUUGUCACCCUGCUGGUUAUACCCGAAUCUCUUGAGCAAUAUUCCAUUUAUAUGCUGGGUGAACGUGGAAAGGCGGGAGCUUCUGCGGGGUACCUUGACUGCCAAGACGUUUUUGAUAGUAUUACCAGUGUUGCUGACGAGUUGGAGAAACGAGGCGUUCAACAGGGCAGACUGGAGGACUUCCUUAUGCUCUUCUAUGGAAGGUGUAUUGAUGCGAAUCCAGACACGCCAGUCCUUGGUUCGAUACUAUCCAGAAUAUGUUGCAGUGGAAAGCAAACGCUUAUGUGCCUGGCUGGACCGUUGGUUCACCGCAUCUUUCUCGACGAAGAACAGUUUUCUCCAGGUGUCUUUGAAAAGCUUUUACGGAACUUGGACGCCCUCCAGGAACACCCCGGUCUUCAGGAAACAAGUUAUGCCUUGUCAAGCCUUGCUGAUGAUGUUGAGCUCGACUCCCCAUUUGCUGUGGUGUGCUGUGACCUUAUAAAUGAAGUUGCAUUCUUGAACAUAGACCUGUCAACUGUAUCGAGCUCCGAGGAUCCAUAUCUACUGAACUUUCGCAGAGCUUUUCAAACUUUGACAGAGCCUUGCGAAGAUGUCGAAAAUGGACUGUUUCACCUUCUUUGUGCAGCAGCAUAUCUGAAGUCCUUUCUAGCAUCAUUUUCCACCUUCAUUCUGCAAAAGCGCCAGUGCCUAGUUGAAGAAGGAGAAUUUUCCAUGCUUAUGAAUGAGAUAGACGCCGUAUUUUCCUCAAGUAAAAUCGAGCCAUUUCAAUUCAGGGCGUCGGAGUUGCAAAUAUAUUUCCUGAAGGAACUGAAGAAAGAGCUCUCGAUGUACGAAAUCCGUGAUGUUUGCCAAAGGAGCUGUAAACUCCCGUCUUUAAAGAGCAUAGAAUGGCAAGAACCAGACCUGGUCGGUAAACUUAGUUUCGAUCCUUUUCAGUCUCGCACAGAGAAUUCCCAAGCUCAAGCAGCGUUAGCAACUCUUCUGGAGAAAAAGAAUCUGAAGCCUCUUGAAGACGUCAUCCAUUCUAUGGCAACGUCAUUGGAACAAAGAAUUGACAUGGCAGCCGUCUUGACCAAGUCGUUUUAUCUCGUUCGUUCUAGACGGAACUUGAAGGAUAGUGAGGACAAGGCAAUAGUUUCUUUUACAGAGAAACUGCAGAACAUGGAAGAGCCUUAUAUUGAGCUUCUUCUUCGAAUCACAGGACGGAAAGAUUUUAAAGCGCUAGGACUUUGCGUUUCACCCGAGUCAUUACCAGCAGAUGUACACAAAGCAACAUUGAUUCUCCAUCUCUGCAUUAUCCUUUCUUCAAGUUUCAAAAGCACAAAGAAGGCCACGCUUGCUUUGAUGUCGUACUUCACCAACCCAUUGGCGUCAACGGAUUCGUAUGUCUUGGCAUCAGGGGAACGUCCUCAACAACCAUGCAAGCAACACCACUACGCCAACGCCGAACAAUUUACCAAAACCACUUCUUUCUUUUGUUCCUGUGGAACGUUCUUUGUGAUGGUUGGUGACAACCUGGAAGCAGCCUGUCCAAGUUGUAGGUCAGAGUGCAAAGUUAAGGAAACGUUUUCCCAACUAGCGACAGUCGGAAACGCCAUCUUGCCAUCAAAAGGUUACGUCUCUAUUCCAAACUCGGUAGACACAUCCAUUCAUGUACGGCAACUAAAGCCUGCAGAAUUCCGUAUUCUGCACUUGUUUGUUCACGCAGCACUUUACGGGGGCUUUGCACUGGAACUGUUCGACGACAACUCUCUUUCUCAGUUUAUGGGUCUCGAUCUUAAGAACAACAUUCCAUCCGAAGACUGUUUCCGACAGAUUACUAACGACUUGACGGCGCUGUGUAGUCUCCUAGAUGCCAAAGAAGAGGAAAUCAUCCGUUUCCUGCACUGUGCUUUGGAACAAAGUGCCUCCAUCCUCACUUCAGCAGAUUUGUGUCAUACACCAGACGCAAGAUUAUCUUUGGAAAAGAAGUUUGCUGCAGCUCUUAGUCCUUUAAUUCAAGAAUUUCAUCCAAGACGACUGCUGGAACGUUCUGAGGACUUUGCAAGCAAAUCUUCUCUGGCCGUCCAGAGAAAGAUAGAAGAGACCGACAACCCCCAAUUUUCAGACGCAAAUCAGAGAAACAUGUACAUUCCUCGAUUGUUGCGAACGACGCUUCCGAACACGUUUAACAGCUUACGAGCAUACUACAUGGCGGCUGGAGACAAAGCGAGAGAAACCCAUCCCCUGCUUGGCUUGUUUCUUGAUUUUAACGACAAUCUACUUCUUGUGUCAAAUCUGAACCACCUUGUCUCCUGGAGUCGUAUUGUGGAUUCGCUGUUGAGCAGACGUCUUAGCCGUAAAGACACGAGUACAAAGAUCGGUGAUGUCAUUCGAGGCAAAGCAAACUCCCCAGAGGAGAAGACGCGAUUGACCGAGGCCUUCGACAGCUUCAGUAACGCCUUUGAGAAUAUGCAUCCUGUUUUGAAAGAACGCCUUCAGCAGCAGGUACCACAUCUUAGCGAGAGUUCGCCGAUUUCACUUUGUCUUGUGGAGAAACGAGAUCAAGGAGUGUUUCUCUGUGCUGCUUUAGACAUUCUUCAGAAAAUCCAGAAUGACUUCUUGCGGAAGGUGCUUAGUAUUGCAGCGACCGGGAAAUGUUCUGCAUUGAUCUUCUUAGAGAGAGAUAAGGGAAAAUGUGCCAUUCCGAUGGUCCACUUACAAGAAGCACGAGAGAAAGAAAUUAUUCAGUACCAGUGGUCGGAUGCUAUCUUGAGGCAUUCCCAGCGCAACACUGAAUAUGGCCAUGGCAAAGAAGUACUUUUUGAUCUCGACAAAAUAGAAAAAGAGCUGUCCGUCCGUUUCUUAGUAGGAAAAGCGUUCCUCUCUACGUUGGACGGCUUGCAGGAGUUCAUCUUCUCCCGGGAGCUCUUCCAUUCUUGUAGAGGGAUUCUGGAUGAGCUACAAGAGCUGAUUCCUCAGCAACCACUUACAGAUGUUUUUCGGAGUGGUUUGAUUCGUCAAAGCGAACAUAGCCUGGAGAGCGUGCAAGAUUUGUUGGAGCACAUGGAAAUCGUUCUUUGCCUGAUAAAAAGACAUCAGGUUGGAAAACCCGAGGAACCCUUAACAGAUUUUACAGACAAGUGGCUUUGUGGAUCAAGACCCUUUCCAAAGGCGUCUCUUCCUCAGCCCCAUAGUGCAAUCCAACUUAAACACGUGGUUGCCUUAUACGAGUUUCUUGAAGACAUGUUGGCUGAAUCGGCUGCCAAACGCGUUCACGACGUGUAUCGUGGUGUUGUACCGAAAGAGAUUGCAGAGGAGAUGGCCAAAGCAUUCAUAGUCUCUGGUAAGGCCGAGUCAGAUCGUUCUUCACUGAAUGCCAUCACAACAGCUCUUCGACGCUUCAUUUUCCGCUACCUUUCCUCAGAGGAGAUGAGACCUGAACCUGGAGACAGUCUAGUGGAACGCAUGUUGGAACCUUCACUUUGGCCAAUCGAUAUGUUCAAAUCGUCGGAGUCUUCCAAGAUGGAGUUGUCCAAAUUCACCAGCGCUGCAUUUCCAGAGAAUCUGACCAUUGCGCAUACCUUCCAAGUCCUCUGCUUUUACCAGGACCGUCUUAAAGUGAUGGAAGACGCAAAGCAGGUCUCUCGGAGCCCGGCUCCCAAAGGUGGCAGGCCCAGCGUACUAAGAGCCCGGAAAGGUAGAGCACGUUUCGGCUUCUCCUGAAGCAAAAUAUUUAGACAAUACCAAACCACCACAUGUGGCGUCCAGUAGAACUGACGACUUCCAAUUGAUUCAAUUGUAGUAAGAACGAAGGAGACACUUACAAACAGUUUAGCUGUCGUUGUUUCAGUUCCCAGGCGUAAAGAUCGACGAACGUAGUAGAUGUUAAUUUACUUAUUUUCCCGUAGAAUGCCGUGUUUCCUUGGAUGUUGCAUUGUGUUGAACACUACUUGAUGUUUAGUUAUAGAGAGAUGAUUGUAAUUUUAUUUUCGAUUUUAUGACUUAGUAGAAUACUUAAUUAAUGAGUUCAUGUUAGCCUUUUUGGCCAGAGUAGUGCUCGAUUGUGAAGUGCUGUUGAGAGAUUUCAGCACUUUAAAUUAUGUCGUUUUUUCAGGCAAAUUCAUUCAGUCAAGCUUAUUACUAAUAUCAACCUGCUGAUGUUGCGAAGCGAGAUGUUUUCAACAACAGAAUGAAUGAAUUUAGUUCCACUUAGAUUAUAAGAUUAGGUAAUCAAAUUGAAAUUUUGUCGUUAAAGCUAAUUUUGGACGAGCAGGUAUUGCACACAGAUUCUACGAUACGAGGUGUCGGGAUGAUAACAGUUUUCAAAAGCAGGAUAUUGUUGUCAAGAUC